AUGACGUCGGCUCGCGUGUGCCUCUGGACCGGUCUGUGGGCCGCCUGCGCCGUCGCCGUCUUCCUGCGGGCAGCCGGCGCAGUACCUCGGCAGCUCGACGAGGGCGACAGGUGCCGGGACGGCGGCGCCUCCGGGCGGUGCGUGGCGGUGGGUGCCUGCGCCUCGGCUAGGCGCGCCCUGAGGCAGCGGCGCCCCCCGCCCGCGCGCUGCGGCUUCGUGGGGGACCAGGAGGUGGUCUGCUGCACCGAGGCCGCCAACGUCGUGGUCGGUAGCGCCGGGGGCGGCCGCCGCGGGGACCGCUUCCACGGCAACGGCCUCGACUACGACGACCCGCGCCGCGACGGCGGCGGCGACGACGACGACGACGACGACGACCGUGACGAGCGCGACGGCAGCGCCGCGACGGCGGGCAGCCGCGACUUCCGCCGCCGGCAGCAGGGGGCCGCCUCGAAGCGGCGCAGCGACGCCGAGUGUGAGGUCUACAAGGCGAUCCAGAACGGUCCCACCAACCACAUCCUGGGCGGCCACGAUGCGCGAGACGAAGAAUUUCCGCACAUGGCGGCCCUCGGCUACCAGGUGCCGGGCAAGAAGGAGCUGAGCUGGCUGUGUGCCGGCUCCCUCAUCAGCGACCAGUACGUGCUGACGGCGGCGCACUGCUGCAACAACAGGGACAGACCGGCGCCAGUCAGGGUGCAGCUGGGCACGGCCAACCUGAGCUCCUCCAGGGCCGGCAGCACGCGCUACGGCAUCAGCGACAUCGUCAUCCACGCGGACUACAGCAGGUCCUCCUACAGGGCCGACAUCGCGCUGCUCAGGCUGGACAGGAGGGUCUCGUUCAGCAGGACCGUCUCUCCGGCCUGCCUCUACACCAGGGGCGGCGACCCGCCGACCGCUCUCAUCGUCACUGGCUGGGGGGCCACCAACCCCCUGGGUACAAAGCAGAGUCGAGUUCUGCUGCAGGGCACCGUCCGGUCGCUUCCCUUCUCACGCUGCCAGCAGUACAGGCAGAGGUUCCCAGAAGGCCUCGAUUCGUCUGUUGUCUGCGCUGGUGAUCCACAAGGAGUGGUUGCCAUCUGUGACGGUGAUUCUGGGGGUCCCCUCCUUGCAAAGGAAGACACCUUUACCUACUCGAUCGUCGGAAUAACCAGCAUAGGACCCAGUCCAUGCGGCGGAAACAUCCCGAGCCUCUACACCCGUGUUUCCAGCUACAUUGACUGGAUAGAAAAAUACGUCUGGCCAUAGAAACACUGGUUCUUCUGUAUGGUUCUUUCUUGCAACUCAGGACAAAUCUUUCGACUUUUCCAGCGAUACACCGUUUGGGAAAACCAUCAGAAGUGUGAAUAGCAGUGCUCGAUUGUGAACUGUAACAAUAAGUAGUCUUUUUACUUGUGACUGUAAUAAUGUGCUUGUUGGAACGAGAUCAGUCAGUCACAAUCACAGUCACAUAGUUAUAGUAUGUGACGCCUGUGUGUCAAUGAGUUGUUCAAGGCGACAUCAGUUUUUCGUAACAGGUAGUUUAUUUUUAUUUAUUUUUUGAAAGUAGAUGUGUGUGAAUAUGAAUACCGAAAAAGUAUUUUGAAAAUUUUCAACUCGCAUAUAGUUAGUUCCAUUGGCCGAUAAAUAAAAAUGGAUGUACGUAAUUUGAGUGAAGCAGAUAAAACUUACUGAAGAUGUGUGUUGCAGAAUCUUUCGUAUUAAGAGACAAUAAAUAUCAGACUCUGGUUUCGUUGUUAUUUCACGUACUGUUAAUAAAAGAUCGCCUAGCUAGAGAAGUUUGAGUAAUUGUGGCAGAAGUUCUUAAUUCAGUAGUAGCCCGCUGUACUAGUGUGAAUGAGUGGCAUGAAUCUGUGACUAGUUGUCUUCGUAAUUCCACAGACAAUUUCCUGAUUUCAGGGAAGACUCUGACCAGCUCAGUUUUCGUUACCUUUAAACUUAAUUCUCACAAUUUGCAAGAAAUUUAUCUGAAUUUCAUCCAUAGUAGAUGCUGUUGAACUCCGUGACUGUUCCUUUAUAGGGUGUAGAAAAAUUUAACGUCCUUUUAUUAUAAUACUCAUAGAUUAAUGAUUAUGUCAGAAAGAGAUAAACAUAACUCUCACUGUUUUUUUGUAUAGACUGUAACGACACCAAAGGAACUGAAUUUUUAUCCUAUAAUUAUGUACAUAAUAGAGUGUUACUCUUUUGUAGAUAUUAGUGCUAUACGCUACCAGUAUUAUA
This is a messenger RNA of Schistocerca nitens (vagrant locust), 2214 nucleotides long. RefSeq names its product serine protease snake-like. The record is from RefSeq and is a predicted model, not a curated record. The coding region runs from base 1 to 1242 and encodes 413 amino acids. The transcript is spliced from 7 exons. Gene Ontology annotation, molecular function: serine-type endopeptidase activity. NCBI's taxonomy places the organism in Eukaryota, Metazoa, Arthropoda, Insecta, Orthoptera, Acrididae. Gene Ontology annotation, biological process: proteolysis.